Messenger RNA from Spirodela intermedia, 3157 nucleotides. NCBI's taxonomy places the organism in Eukaryota, Viridiplantae, Streptophyta, Magnoliopsida, Alismatales, Araceae. The record is from the annotation of a GenBank genome assembly.
AUGGCGGCGGCUUUCCACGCCCUUCCCUCUCCGACGACCUCAACUCUGCCGCGGAAGAGCUGGACUCCUCUUGUGGCCGCUCGCUCCGCAAAACCGGUGCGGGGCCUCGUCUCCCUCAACUUGCGGAUUCCUCUGGCGCAGAGGAAUCGAUCGGGACGGCUUCCCGCUCCCGUAGCGGCAGUGUCCGGCUCCCCUUGUAAGAGAUCUGCCUCGAUGACCUCCUCAAUUGUUCCUGUUUCUUCUCCGGCUGUGAAUAAUUUCUCCGAGUUUUCGAAUUUAUGCCGGCUGAAUUCUGUCUGGAAUCCUGAAAGAUUUUACAAGGAAGUUAAAGUGGGGUCGAUUCGGAGUUCCACGAUAUGAAUGGUUUGGAUUUAUUGUUUUGCGAAGAUGAGACCCUUUAUCUUCUUUUUCUUCAGAUUUUUGUUAUUUUUAUCUCGAUAAAAAUGUGUAUAUGCCAGUUUUUUGUGCAAACGUUACUCAGUUUUGCGCAUUCACUAGCCUGUUUGAAUAUCCUUCCAUAUCAGUAGAAGGCCACUGCGGCCUUCAGUCGUAACUCUGCAAGUGAUUGUUCCACAGCAAGCGCCGAUGUUGUGACAUCUAAAGAUUUCGCCAAUUUGCUGGAAGGUGUGGAAGUAUUUGACCUGGAAGGGAGACCGAUACCGAUAAUUGAUCUAUGGAAGGAUAGGAAGGCCGUUAUCGGCUUUGCUCGACAUUUCGGGUAAUGCGCAGAAUUUAUCGUGGAUUCCCCUCAUCUAAGUUGAUCCCCAGAUUUGUUGUAAAAGAAUUAUAAGAUAGGAUUGAUGAAGGAAGAGAUAACCUCUUCCUUGGUCUCACGUUUCAGGUGCGUUUUUUGCCGAAGAAAAGCUGAUCUUCUGGCUUCCAAGAAGGUAAUAAGACGACUAUUAAAAAGCAUAUAAGUAUUAUGAACUAAACUUGUAUAAAAACAGAAGAUAUAUGUAACCAUGGUUUCCCCUUGUAGGAGGUAAUGGAUGCAGCUGGCGUUGCCCUUGUUUUAAUUGGACCCGGCAGUGUUGAUCAGGUAUGUGACAUCCUUGUUGCUUAGCCUACAGAACAAAUCGUACUUCGAAGGCCGAUCUCCAUAGAAGUCCUGGAAUUCCACCUUUUGAGGAUAUAAAAUAUUUUUUCUGCACAACUUAUAUAGGAGCCCAUUUUUCUUAUCCUAGUAGGCACUUUUAGCAGAAUAUUUUUGAAUAUUCAAAAGCUCAUUUGCUGGGUAGAUAUUCUUGUUUUGAUUCUUUGUCAAUAUUCUCUCUAGCAUAAGUAAGCCCAUUGAAAUGAUUCACAAAAAUCCUACUAAUAUCCAUCUUCUUUGGAAAAUACUAUGUAGCUAAACUGAUUUGAACGUUCCUGAAAGUGCGUCGAGAGAAUUUCAUAAGCAUAGGGCGUUUUGGGGUUCUAUCUGUCUAAUUUCACUGACAAGACUAAAAUUUCAAGCCUGAAUGCUCUGUCUUUGCUUUUCCACAAUAUUUUUUCGUCCCAUUUUCUCUGAUUCUUUUUGGUGCCUUCAUAUUUAUUACUCUGACUUUCCUGGUCCAGGCGAAGGCAUUUUCACAACAAACGAAAUUCAAGGGAGGUACGUUCGAGAUUGAGCCUCACAUAGGUUUCUACACACAGUAAUCUCAUGAUUAAUGGUAUUUAAUAUCGUGACUCGUACGGUAAUCCACCAUUGGUUUUUUCUUUUGACAGUUUUCACGUAUUUCUAGAAGGUUGAUUCUUAUCUCUUUCAUUGACACACCUAAAUAUUCUUGGUACACUCUCAUAAGUUCAAAAAAUUCUAUUAGAUUAAAUUUAAUCCCUUCUUUCGUGAUUUAGAGAAAAAAUAUUUUCCUAGUCCUCCAAAGAAACUCCUCCACAGAGGUGGGAGAAAUAUCACAGGCCAAUAACCAGAGCUGUUUGCCACACGAAAACGUCUACUCACUUCUGUCCUUCAGAGUAUUCUCCACUCUGGGCCCGUCACUUGAGUCUCUACAUCUCCCCUGCCUUAUACAGCAGUCAUCUGAAACUCUCUCUGGCUUAGAUUCGAAAGGCCAGGAUCCCCUCUCCUCCCCACGUUGUACUGAGGCCAGCCCCAGAUUCUUCUAUAUUUUCUCUCGUUUCUGGGGCACCCUGAACCCUAAAAAGUUUUUUUUUAUUUUAAAAAAAAAUCGAUUCUAACCAUUUUUGCUCUGAUGCAGAGGUUUAUGCAGACCCCGGGCAUCUAUCCUUUGAGGCUCUGAACUUCGUCUCUGGAGUAACAACGACGUUUACCCCAUUGGUACCCAAGAACUACCUCGAUAUAAUAAUCUGAAGGAAACCCCUCGCACUCCCCCCCUCCCUCUUCUCUUCAUGGCUCAGUCGUCUCCCUAGUCUUGACAGGCCGGCUUGAAGAUCAUACAGUUGUACAUGCAAGGAUACCGACAAGACUGGGGGCUUUCGUUUAAGAAGGACACCGUAGCGAGAGGUGGCUGGUAGGCUCCUAAUUUCAUAGCUAAUUUCCAGUGGUCCGGUGAAAGAGUCUGCAGGAGCCUUGCUCUCCUCUUUUUAAGCGUGGGGUUUUUGGUUUUUCAGGCAGCAAGGUGGGAUUCUUGUGGCGGGCCCCGGAAAGAGUAACAUCUCCUAUUUUCACAAGGUUAGUAUUUUAUUUUAUUAUCUUAUAGUGAUGAGUAAAUCGGUUAUUUGUGAGGCCGGGCCUGGUCAAGGGCUGAGGGUGAGGUUUGGAACCAGUCUUCCGAAGCCCAGGCCGAGAAUAUAAAUGGAGAGGGAGCUCAGUAGUUGGUCCAAACUAUUGCCAAGAUCUCCCUUCUUGCCUCAUUUUUCAGCCCAAACCCAGAAGAGUCACUCUGGGUCGGGCCUCAGGGCUCGCUCCGGCCCAUCCUCACUCCUUAUCCAGCCUUCAUAGUACAGACUGGACCGGCCCCUUUAUGAAACCCUUUAGUCGGCCUGGCUCACCCCUACUCUAGACUAGACCCAGAGAGAACACUAAUCGGACACUUUUUAAGGUUCGAGGCCUAAAAAAUUGGGUGGGCCGGCCCGGUCCUCUCUCUCUCUCUCUCUCUCUCUAAAUUAUUCCAGCUUCUCCUUGUCACCUUCUCAGGACAAAGAAGCUGGAGACGACCCAGACAUACAAGAGGUGAUAAAUGCUUGCUGUUCACAAUAA